CAUGGCAUUCUCAAAAUCUGUCUUCUUAACUCUAGCAAUAUUUUUAGCUUGUUUUUCUUUACGCUCAUCAAAUGCUGCUGAUGUUUCUCACGAUGGACGGGCGAUAAAGAUCGACGGCCAGAGAAGGAUUUUGAUCUCUGGCUCUAUUCAUUAUCCUCGGAGCACACCUCAGAUGUGGCCUGAGUUGAUAGCAAAGGCAAAAGAAGGCGGGCUUGAUGCUAUAGAGACCUAUGUGUUUUGGAAUGCUCACGAGCCUCAACGUCGCCAGUAUAAUUUCGAGGGAAGCCUGAACAUCAUCAGAUUUCUUAAGGAAAUCAAGAGUGCAGGUCUAUAUGCUGUUCUACGUAUCGGUCCUUACGUCUGCGCGGAGUGGAAUCAUGGUGGACUUCCAGCAUGGUUACAAAAGACUCCUGGGAUGCAGUUUAGGACAGAUAACCAGCCUUUCAAGAAUGAAAUGCAAAUCUUUGUUACUAAAAUUGUAAACAUGGUUAAGGCUGAAGGCCUUUUGGCGCCCCAAGGAGGCCCUGUCAUCCUCACUCAAAUUGAGAAUGAGUAUGGUAACAUCGAAGGCCCUUAUGGAGAUGCUGGGAAAAGAUACGUCCAAUGGAGUGCAAAAAUGGCUGAAGCUCUUAAUGUUGGUGUACCCUGGAUUAUGUGCCAACAAGAUGAUGCUCCUCAACCAAUGAUCAACACUUGCAAUGGUUUCUAUUGUCAUGACUUUGAACCAAACAAUAAGAACAGUCCUAAAAUGUGGACAGAAAAUUGGACUGGCUGGUUUAAAAAUUGGGAUGCACCAGAUCCUCACAGGCCUGCUGAAGAUGUGGCUUACGCUGUUGCUCGAUUUUUCCAAACUGGUGGAACACUUCAAAAUUAUUACAUGGUUAAUAUUCCAUCCCCUCUUGAUGAAUUUGGAAAUAUUCAUCAACCCAAAUGGGGUCAUCUAAAGAAACUCCAUGAAUCCCUUAAAGUGAUACAGAAUGCUCUUCUCUUUGGAGACAAGAAAAACACAACCCUUGGCGAUAAAAUCACUGUAACAAAAUUCUCAGGUAACAAUGUCACCUCUGCUUGUUUCUUGAGUAAUGAAGGCAACUCAACGGAUGCAACCUUCGAUUACGAAGGCAAAAGUUACUUUUUGCCAGCUUGGUCUGUUAGUAUUCUUGCUGAUUGCAAAGAAGAAAUUUACAACACUGCCAAGGUGGAUACUCAAACUACUGUCAAGGUUAAGAAACCUAACUUGGCUGAGGAUGAGUCUAAAUUGACAUGGAGUUGGGCUCCUGAAAUCUUAACAAAUCAAGUUAAAGGUAAAAAUCCAUCGCUCAAAGCAAAUAAACUCUUGGAACAGGUUAAAACUACUGCAGAUGCCAGUGAUUAUCUGUGGUACAUUACCAGUGUUGAUAAUCUUCAAGAAGGCAAAAUGACUCUUCGUGUUAAUACAACUGGCCAUGGUCUUUAUGUUUUCGUUAAUGGAGCACUCAUUGGAUCUCAAUAUGCUCUGAACGAUCACUUUAGUUUCAUCUUUGAGAGCACUAUUGAUGUCAAGGGUGGAACAAAUGUCAUUGCUUUGCUUAGUGCAACUGUGGGACUAAAGAAUUAUGGUUCGUUUUACGAGACUACACCAGUUGGGAUAUCUGGUCCCGUGCAAUUGAUUGCAGGAAACACAGCCAUAGAUUUAUCAAAUAACCAAUGGUCUUACAAGAUUGGGAUCGACGGCUUAGGAAAGCAAUUGCACCUCAAAAACCAACAUAUCAAAUGGCAUUCACGAACAGUUCCUACAAAGAGACCCUUCACUUGGUACAAGACAAACUUCGAAGCUCCAUUGGGCUCGGACCCUGUUGUUGUAGACUUGCAAGGGAUGGGAAAAGGAAUGGCGUGGGUGAAUGGAGAAAAUAUUGGCCGAUAUUGGCCAAAGAUUACUGCCACUUCGAAGAAUUGCACAGCGUGUGACUAUAGAGGUGAAUUCACUGCGGAUCGUAGUUGUAACACCGGCUGCAACGAGCCUGGUCAGAGAUGGUAUCAUGUCCCAAGAGAGUAUCUGAAACCUGGAAAGACAAACACAUUAAUAUUGUUCGAAGAAUUUGGUGGCAAUCCGUCCUCUAUUAAUUUCCAAACAGUCGUAGUUGGAACUAUAUGUGCUACUGUAAAUGAGAAGGAGACCCUUAAUCUGACUUGCGAAGGCGGGAAAAUCUCUGGAAUCAACUUUGCCGGUUUCGGAAAUCCUCAAGGAACCUGUCAAGCCUUCACCAAAGGAACCUGUGAGGCUCCUGGAACUCUGGAAAAAGUUAAGCAGGAAUGUAUUGGCAAAUUAUCGUGCUCGAUAUUGGCUGACGAGGGUUUGCUUGGAGCUUGCACUCCCUGUGGAAAUGUUACCAAGAAACUUGCAGUGCAGGCAACUUGUAGCUAGUUAAUUUUGUUAUGGUUAGGUUUUCUUUUUCUUCUUUGUGAAUGAUUUAGGAGGCAGUUUUUAGAUGUUGAUGAGCAAUGGACUUGAUUAGUUGUGAAGAUCUAUAUGAAUAAAGUAAUGGUAUUGUCUUGGUUCUGUCA
Molecule: messenger RNA, 2541 nt
Organism: Asparagus officinalis (garden asparagus)
Lineage: Eukaryota; Viridiplantae; Streptophyta; Magnoliopsida; Asparagales; Asparagaceae
Product: beta-galactosidase-like
Exons: 19
Coding region: 2-2401 (799 amino acids)
Biological process (GO): carbohydrate metabolic process
Cellular component (GO): vacuole; cell wall
Molecular function (GO): carbohydrate binding; beta-galactosidase activity
Source: RefSeq, a predicted model, not a curated record